GGGGAGUGUCGCUCCUAGUGUUGCAGAAACCGUCAGUGAGGGUGAUUGGCUGAUGGCUGCUAUAGCGGAAGACGACGGCGAGGCUGAUGCCGAAGGUGAAGAAGAUACGGACAUAUUACAUGUGAGCGAGGUUGAGAAUGCUCACGACUCCAAUGUCGAUGUUUCGAUGAACCAGAACGAUGAUGGUACUCGUGCUGUUGAUAUGGACGAGCAUGAUCAUACCACAGAUUCGAUUGAUGACCCACGCAGCCGGUCUAAUGCACUGCAUACUGAGGAUCAUGAUCAUGUGGAAGUCGGGCAAUCUGAGGUUACAGUGCCUUAUACUCUUGGUGUUGAACCGUUAUCCCCCGCCGUUGCUGACAAGCAGGGCGAAGGGACUGCUGCCGUUGUUCCCUCAGAGGAGGAAGAAGUCAUUAUCAUCACUGGUGGUGUCGAGACACAGCUAGUUGACAAUAACAUUGUGCAUUCUGGUUCUUCUACCGUUGUUGCUGACUUGACUUCUAUCGCGUCGUCUUCUGCGUCAUCGCUUUCUACUUCUACUUCCACACCUGUUACUUCAUCCAAUGUGCCUCAUGGUGGAAAACAGUCUGCUGACGAUGUUGGCUACUCUGAAUCGCAGGUUGCCCAUCAGUCCCCUUCAGGAUCCAAACCGCUGGUACCUUCUGCAUCUAUUGCCUCUACAGUUGCCGAUACGGAAACCCAGGAGGGCCACAACCCUACUCAAGAAGGAUCGUCUACGCAACCUGAUGAAUCCGAUGACAAAGGAGAUGGUCCAGAAGAAGCGGAUUCUAUGGAGCAAGAACAUUUACCUGAACCUCCUGCAUCCCCUGCAUCGAACACGCUACUUUCUACUUCUUCAAGUUCAACGUAUGGUGAUCCCUCUCAGUCUCAAUCCAUCGCCAUAACGAAGAGUGGCAAGACCCCGUCGGCCAAUCGUCUUUCAAUAUCUUAUGCAGCCGGCAGUAGGCGGCUUGUUGUGGAUGCGGAAGUAGUCGAUCAUCUCAAGGUUUUCCGGUCUGACGGCCGUAUUGAAGUUCAUAUAUCCGUCGAAAAGGACGAUGCUGAUGGAUUGAAAGGCAUCCUGAUUGAGGGUCUUUCCGACACCACUAAGUCAUAUCUUCCUUUACAAACACUCUCUGAUGCCUCGGAAUCGGAUAAAACUAUUCCUACGUUCUCGAAGGCUGCAAUACCUUCUAAAAUAAGUCUUACCGUCCAUCUUGACACAGAUCGUCCAUUAUCCGAACCGAAAUGGGUUAAAUCUGGGGAUGUUCAAGAAUGGCUAAAGAGUAUGUUUGGACGGAUGUUCUGGGUUGCCGGAGACGCCGCUGAUGGCUGGGAGAAAAAAAUUGAAGUCGUUGAUCCUGAUCCGGCACCCACCAUCUGGACUGUUCUUGAUGGCUGGGCCGUCAAUUCGCCAGUUGGCCUUCAAACCGAACGCCAGCGAUUCCUCAAAACACAUAUGACAGAGACUGACAACCUCCUUGAAAUUCUACUACGGUUGGUCCGAGGAGAACGGGCUACUCCCUUUUCACAGUCUGCUCCUACUAUCUCUGCUCCGAGUGUUUCAGGUCCUCUUCUUUCAGCGCUCUCCCAAGGGUCUGCCCACGGCGCUCAGCAAACGCAUGUUUCGCUUGCAGUUCUUGCCAUGUUCCGUAUGUGCGUGGACUAUGCUGAGAAAGCAUCGGGGCAGAAAGGAAAGGUGGAAGCUGAAGAAAAAAUGAGCGAGAUUGUUCGAUGUUUGCCCUCGCAUCUCAUAUACAAGAGUCUCGAUGGUAUAUUUAAAGAGUGGCGCGUGGAGAAAAAAGGAGGAAGAUAAAUGGUAUCACAGCUCAUAUUCUUCAUUCUUCAUUCAAAUUUUGUGCUCUUGUUCAGCAUCAGUAGAUAUGUCGCAAUUCUUAUAUAUAAGCACAGACAGCAUUUUACUAGUCUCCUAUUGCUCUUAGGCAUAUUAUUCAGAAGAAACAUAAUCAAGCAUUUUCUGAAGACA
Messenger RNA from Serpula lacrymans var. lacrymans S7.9, 1987 nucleotides. RefSeq lists its product as uncharacterized. The record is from RefSeq and is a predicted model, not a curated record. The coding region runs from base 53 to 1816 and encodes 587 amino acids. Lineage: Eukaryota; Fungi; Basidiomycota; Agaricomycetes; Boletales; Serpulaceae. The transcript has 4 exons.